Messenger RNA from Plasmodium inui San Antonio 1, 9117 nucleotides. RefSeq lists its product as hypothetical. Lineage: Eukaryota; Apicomplexa; Aconoidasida; Haemosporida; Plasmodiidae. The coding region runs from base 1 to 9117 and encodes 3038 amino acids. The record is from RefSeq and is a predicted model, not a curated record. The transcript has a single exon.
AUGCUGAGCAGACAGCUGAACGACCUGCGUGUGCAGAAGCGGGUCCAAGUGUUUGAAGAUAAAAACAUCGAUAAGCUCACCAGGAACAAAUAUAGCCUAUUUAGGAAUGUGUACAAAAAUGUGAUCGUGUGUCCAGCGCACGCGGAAUCGAUAAGGAGUUGCCUGCGCAAGUUGGCAAGCAUAAACAAAUCGUUCGGGGCAUUCCAGAAAUUGUUCUACCUGGAGGAGAGCGAUGUUCUGCACAGUUUUUACGACCAUGAGGAGAUGGAACCGAAACCCAUCGAGGAGGAGUAUCAAAAUGGGCGUAUAGGAAACUACCAAACCGACAGCGGUGUGGAUGCCCAUGUGGAUACCCAUCUGGAUGACCAGAUCUACCGGAAGCACCGCGAAUUCUUGACGCAGGAAGAAGAAAGCGUCAUAGUGAAAAAAGUGAAAUCAUUUCUAAAGCUGUGCUCCAUUUAUGCAAACCGGAAAGAAGUGAAAAUCCUGAUCGAGUUCUUAAUUUACAAGUACGAAAUAAAUGUGAAAUGCAGCCAGGACAUUUUGCUGUGCAUUUUACCGAACCUUUCCUUGGCCCACUUGAGGAACAUUCUGGAGAUCAUUUAUAUAGAAAAGAGUUCCGCCUUUUUCUUCAUAAAUAAUUACAAGCACGAGCAUCUAAAGAAUGUCGACCAGUCCGUUUUUGUUCAUCACAUAAAGAGGAACAUAUCGAUAUAUAAAAUUAUCUUCGAGUAUGUCGUGGAGCUGAUAUAUAGCAGUGGCCUUGCCACCGGGGGGAGCUCUGCCAUGGGUGAUGCUUCGACAUGUGACGCUGCCACGAACGCCGCUGCCACCGCGGGAGAGAGACCCAACAGUGCGCCAAUCCCGUAUGUAAACUUCUUCAUCUCAGUGACGGAAGAUAUCAUCCACAGCUACAUCGACAUGCCUGUGCAGAUAAUCGAAUUCUACUGCAACGUGUUGUUGGUGCUGUUGAGAAGGUGUGGGAAGUCCUUCGAGGUGAUGAAGUGCGCACACAGGAAGGGGGAAAAGGAUGGCUGUGUCACCCGACACAUGGCUCACUCCAUGGCCACGCUUCAAAUCCACCACUGCGUAAAUUUUUUGGAAAAAUUUUUGAAAACGUUCGAAGAUGCAAUUGGGAAGUGCAAAACGGGGUUCAACUUUGACUUUUUGAAGAACAAAAUUUUUGCCUUUUUUGACAGAGAGUUUUUGUCAACACGGGGGGAAGGAGCAGCAUCGAUCGGAGGAGCAGAAGAAAAAAUCGCCAGUGACGCGUCCCCCCAUUCCAGAUUCAUGAAUUCCUUACUUGUCCUUUUAAACGUAAUUUACAAAAAUUCCCAUCAGAUAUCCCUCGCCAGCUUUAUUCAGAAGGAACAGGCACACAGCGGGGUAACUCUACAACAUGAAAGCCUCACAUCGGAAAACCAAGUAGACGAGAAACUCAUCCAAGGAAUAAUCAAUUUUGUGAAGGAAAACAAAAAAAACUGUUUUGACAGCAAUAUAAACUCCAUCAUACAGGAUCACCAGGCUCUGCAAAGUUUGAUGAGUCACCUAUACAAUCUUAACAACACCUACGAAGUGACAGACAAUCUGAUAAAACUCGUGUUGAUAAAGAGCUAUGCUUUGAGGCUUAAUUGGUUUCCCGUAGAACACAUAUUUCUCCACACGCUUAGGAGUAAACAAAAUUACGUCUUCAACAUAAUCGCCAUGAUCAAUUUUAUAUCAUUUUAUAUUUUCCUAAUAAAAUCGAGGGAGUACGAAUUGGAUGAGGGGAUUUCCGAAGGUUCAAAGCUGAAGAGAAGUGUAGAAUCGUUACGCACCAGGCAAGUUGUGGAAGCAUUUCUUGCCAAGGUCUCCCAUGUUAACUCCCUUAACCCCGAAGUUUUAAUACGAAGUGAACACUUGUACCACAUUGUUAAAUCCUUUCUGAAGGAAAAUAGCGACCUUUUUAGGAAAAAAAUUAUUUUGUUCGAACUGUACAGCAAAAUAGACGAGAGUUUGCUGAGGCUAGUUAAGGGGGUUAACACAAAAAUUCACCACCUCCACAUUUUUAACGCGCUCAGUAAUGAGAAAGUCGAUUUUGACGACCCUGAAGUGGUGGAGCGGGCCGUCAGGAGUGUCAAGUACAUGUAUGAUCACCGAAUGGGGAGCGACACUUCAGCGGAAGUGACUGUAGACGAACCAACCGACUGCACAACGGGGGAACACUCCGAGGAGGUGUCAUUCUCCCUAGGAACAAUAAAAAAAGGAAAGAAUUUUUCCAAAUCGAAGCGAAAUAUAGAGUGCCUGUACGCGAAAAUAUUUUACCAGCUGAGGCAAAAUAGAAUCCAGUUAGUGGACUACAUGAAGAAGUACGAAAAAGAACUAAUCUAUUUUUUCCCUUCCAAAAAGUACCUAUACCGCAUUAUGUUUGACGCUUUCAAUGAACUGAAGUAUCGAAACUUCUGUGAAAUUGACAAUGAAAGAAACACCGCAUUUUUGACAUUCUAUUUGAAAUUGUUUCUGACCCAACUGAGCAAGCUGGAAAUUAAAAAUAAACUAAAAUUGCAAAAUGGGAAAUUUUUUAAAAAAUUCGUCAACGUGAACUUUGCCUUUUUUUUCGUCCUUUAUGACUACCUAAAGAAUAAACACCUCUACCCGAACAAUUCCUUCUUUUCAAGAAAUAUCUUAUCUGACAGUUUUAAGCUGGUGGAGGACUUUUUAACAUUACUAAUAAGAUUGAAAGACGUCCAGGGAUACAAAUUUGAGGAGUUCUUCCAAGCCGAAAUGAAACUGCGCCGCUGCGAAAACAUCAAGGGGGUGAUAAGACACAGCAUGCCCUUCAGGGCACUCAUACUGUGCAGAGUUUCGCGCUACUUGUCGGAAGAAGUGGGAUACUCCUUUGAGGGGGAGUACAUACGUGGGAGCGUCUUUGAAGGGGGAGAAGUGAAAGAUUGUCCGGUGGGAGGCAACUCCCCACCCGGAGACGAUUUCAGACGCUUCCUCCUGAACAUCCUCAAAUGUGUAUUCAGAUACCUUGAAGACGUCAGCUCCAUCAAAGAAGAGUCAAAGAGCCACAUCUACGAAAGCAUUGAGGAGUCGUUUCAAAAAAUCAUAAUACAAUUUAGGAGAAUAAAUUCCUCAGUAACUUUUUACCUGUACUGUAAAUAUUUGAACACAUUUUUCCUCAGCGACGCAUACAUCCAGUUUGUGCUGAAGACUCUGGACCUUUUCUUCUGCAUUUUCAAAAUGGAAAAAACGAAGAAGCAUAUAAAAGAUAAAAACAUCUGCAAAACAAUCAUUGCGGAAUUGUUUCGAAUGAAAUUAAAAUUAUUUAAAAAUUUAGACGUCAAGUCGUUUUAUCAAAGUUUUCUCCUCUCAAUUAUGCUGGUCAUAUUUCCCGACAUAUCAAAUUCUCAUCGGUACGCGAAUAUGUUGUGUGCUGCAAAAAAACGUUGUGAUAGUGGCUCCUUUGUAAUCGAUUAUUUUGUCAUUAAUAAGCUGUUUGAAAGGGAGAGGGGCAAGAAAUGCGAAGGGGUCUUUCAUUUGUUGGAAGAAAACCACAAAGGGGGCUUCCUCGAUGUGCAGCACAAUGGGGAGAGUACCCGCAACGGGGUCCAGAAACCCAACGGGGCAGAUAACCCCAACCAGGCAGAUCACCCCAAUCAGACGAUAUCACCACCUUCCCAUGAGUACACCGUUACGCACCUCUUUGCAAAUCGCAAAAGGAACAGCAAACCGGGAAUGAACGAUGAAGACUAUGAAGAAAGAAAAUACUACUUAUUCAUUUUUGCCUACCUAAGUAGGCCCUUUUUUGAUACUUUUCUGUCCCAUUUCCAUAACUUCUAUCGAAAAAAUUAUAUAUAUGCGGAAUUCCUGAAGGACGCUUUAAUACUAGCCUUUUUGAGAAAGAUUAUGCGAAGAAAUUCAUACCCAUAUAAAAUUACCAAAAUUUAUAGAGCCAUGUUGGCCGUUAAAUGUGACGCGUCACUGGACAAGAGGGAACUAUUUCUGUUUCUUCACCUGGUCGAUUUUUACGUGAACGCUUUGGAGAACGCGACUGUGAAUGGGGGCAGGCAGGAACGAAGACGGAAAGUCCAGCGGCGGGGAGUCGGCCAAAAGGGUGGGGAAGUCUCAACGGAGAGAAGCCUCACCAAUGGAAAUGGCAUCACGACUGAGCUGACUAUUGGGACGAACCAUGUCAGUGGGGAGGACAGCAGCGCAACCAAGGCGAAUGCAUCCGCAUACGUGCCGGCCAAAUUCCUCAAAAAAGUGAAUUCACAAAAGUUCCAAAUGCGGGGCUGCUCAGAUAUCCAGACAUUGAGCAGCAAGAAAAAAAUAAAAAAAAUUAAGUACAAAAAUAUAGUGGACGAACCAGGAGGGGAAGAAGCGGACAAAGCCUUCUUCCAAAAUCUGAAGGGGUUCUUUAAGUACCAUGAAAAUCUGUUCACAAAUUCGUAUUUCAAAAAAGAAGUAGAAAUAAAGGCCAUUUGCGAAGGGAUAAUACACCACGUCAUAAAUUUUAAGGACAAGUAUAUAACAAUCCAGUUGCUUUGUAUUAGGAACUUUGCUACCAGCUCCCUGUUCAGCAAAGAUUUGCAGUCGUACGUUGAAAAAUUAGAAAUAGCAAACUUGAUGCUAUUUAGGAAACUGUUUGCCAACAAGGCGCAUCAUGAUUAUCAAUCCAUUUUGCUCAUGUGCAAAAAUGUGAGUAGUGUAAAGGAGAGGAAUAAAAUAUUGCUGUUUAUGGAGGAGCAGAUGAUACAGGUCGGCAGGGAAGAAGGCCCCUGCGCGAGUCACAUGGCCAUCCUUAAAAUUGUAAUUGUGUUGUCGGACGGGGGAAGCGGCGGUGGAAUUGGCAGUGGAAGAGGCAGUCCAAGCGGCACUCGAAGCGGAGAGGUGCCCGUGGAGGACUUCCCCCACGCCCAGUUCAUAGAAACCCACAUUAGAAUAUUCAAAAAAAUUGCCAAAUACGCACAGAUAAACGGCAUCAUGUUUUUAAAGCUACUAAAAUACAUAAGCAACAUUUGCAGCCUUAUAUAUGAAGUGCCCCAGCUGGUAGCGGAGCACUUUUCGCUGACUGGAAAUAAUUUCCUUUUCGAAGUGGUUGCCUUUUUCGAAACAAAUAUUUUUUAUCUGCGUGAGGACGUUACUGCCCAUCUGAAGCCCCUGGCGCAAAUUUUGGACAAAACGAUUAAGAGGAAGAUUUUGCUCUUCGUACAGGCUAAAAAAAGGGCUGCCGCAGAUGUUUCCGUUUCCCCGGUCGAAGGGGAAAGCAGAGGAGAUAUCCGCGCAAAUUCUGGUACCCAUUCAGUUCCACACAGUGGCAACCAUAACGAAAAAGGAGUUGAUCCCAGAGGCGGGACUCUGGCCAGUUUGGCACUUCCCACGAAUGACUCUACAAAGGGGUACGGAGAGGAAGUCAUUGCGGAAGCCGGAUUAGCAGAAGGAUGUCUAAAUUGCAAAGAGUAUAAUGGAAAUGUCAUCUCCACCCGUGGAUUACCAACGUUGGAGGUCAGCGAAACAGAGGAUAUGGACAUACACUACCACCUGCACACAUUUGCCUACAUGUGCACAUUUAUUAAUCGCAUAUUUAAGAACGAAAUAAAUUUAGAACAGUUCACGGUCUUAGUGAACAAUUUAAUUUUCCUCUUCAACAAAAAAUACAUCUCCUAUGUCAUAGCUAUUUGCCUCAUAAACUUAGUAAUAAAAAUUAAGCUGGAAAGAUUACACGCCUGUAGAGAUUAUAUUCUGGAAAUUUGCUACGUAUACUUUACCAGCGAUGUAGAUUAUUGCAUUAAUAACAACUUGUUGCUUCUUCUGGGGCUGUAUCUCUGUCCACACACUCCUGAGAAGGAUGAAUUGGUGGAGGGGGGAAAGCCAAACCGGGUGCGAAACACAAAUGGGGAAGACAGUCCAGCGAACACAACUCACCUGCAACCUCCGUACGAAGACCUAAGCGAGAUUUAUCCAGAGUAUGUAUUAACCAAACUGAAGUACUUCAAGCCACAUCUGAAGAAAGUUAAGAACAACCAGAAUCUCUGCCUCAAAAUAAUUUCCCUCAUAUCUAUAGUUAACAAUCUGAACAGAAACGUAAUAAAAUCUAUUUCGUAUUUUAUCUACAUUUUGACCUUACAACACUUUGUGCUCUGUUUCUGCUUCGCCAGAGAUAAAGCCAUUAACAGGAAGCUGAACAUCCUCUUUAGGAAGUUUUCCUUUAGAAACACCGAUACGUUUAUUUGGGCCUACGUACUGAACAACUUCAAAAUGGGGGACACUUCUAAGAGGGGAGCCAAAGUCGGAGGAGCACUCGUUGAGAAAUCCUCUAACGAUGCUAACUCUAGGGGGCACCACUUCGAGGAGCUAUUCUUGCUCAAAUUUCUGCAGAACUUGAACAAGCUGAAGGAUCAUAUGAAAUUCGAAGAGGGAUACAAAAAGUUACUUCGAUGCAGAGAGAAGCUAAACAAUCAGGAAAGGGACUCACACGAGAGUGGAGCCCCCCAAUCCGAGGAGCAUUUCCUCUUCGACGUUUUUAAUGACCUGCUAAAAAAGGAAACAUAUGAUGAAAACGAAAUUAGUAGCAUUAUGAAUAAACAUCUAUUCCACUUUUAUGAAUUUCUAAUAAAUAAAAUGCUCACCGUGGAUUCUUCCAAAUGCUCAAAUCUUUUCAAAGAAAUGUCCAUUUUCAUGAACCAGAAAUUGAAUACCGGAACGGACGUCAAGCCAAUAUUUGACGCCCUCAUUUAUUUUCUCUACACUAGGAAAAAUGAAAAAGCCAUCGCGUCGCUGAAUCAAAUGUACAUUUAUAACAUGUUCAAUAAGGCCCUAUUCAAAAUUUAUGUGGAUGAUUAUACGAAGAUAAUCAUCGUAUCGAAGAUAAACGAAAUUCUGAGGACAUUACUUGAGCAGUUCUACUUCGUCUUAGCGAAUGAGCAAAGGAAUAGGUGGAAGGCCGCGUUGCUAGACGGGGGCCCUUCCGCUGAAGCGGAGAUAAUUCCCUUAAAUGAUCUGCAGGGAGAGGCGGAGGGGGACAUCCUCGGUAGAGACAACAUGCCAAAUAGUAACAGUGCCACUUUUAAGGGACCAAUUUCUGGCAAGGCGAAAAAGAAGAGAACAAUCUCCAGCGAGUUGGACAUGAUAAAUGAUGAAUACAGAAACUAUUGUAAACGCGUGGGUCGUCUAGACAAAGCUCCAUUCAGUGACGAACCAAUUGUCGAUCUCCACAACGAUAAUGUCUUUCUCGACGUCGUUGACCCAGCAGGUAAGGAUCUAACAUGCCUGUCCGACGCGGAUUCCAUCGAUUUGUAUUGCACCCUGGGUGAUGAUAACGACAGGGGUAACAACACAGAGUGCACCGAACCGAACAGCGUAGCUAAAACUACAAAAUGGCAUGCCACCCAAAUUGCGCACAUAAAAAGUACAAACAAGUUGAAAGAUCUGAAUAGCAUUUUCCUCCUGGACCUUUACCCCCUGAACACAAUAGUGAAGUGCAUAUCAUCGGUGCUCCUUAACUUCCCGUUGUUCACGAAAAAGCACCUGAUUGAGUUAUUCAGAAUUUUGUUUUUAAAAAAUAGGCAUUACGUCCUAAUCAAUGAGAAGAAUGCCCUACAAAAUAACUUGUACAGUUUGAACAAAGAAAACAAAAUGAAGCAUAUUAGCAAAGUAAUGAUGAACCCGUUGAAGAAGCUAAAUAUGUAUCACUUAUUUUUUAUAUUUUCAAAUAAUCACUUAGAACUUUGCCUAAAGCAUGUAAUGAGAUACUUCAAGAAGAACUUCCUCCCUUUGGCGAAGAGGACAACGACCUACAGCUACAACCAAUCUGUCGUUUUGAACAACGCUCUAUUUGUGUAUCAACAUCUGGUCAUUUUUCAAAGCAGUUUAGCCUCCUCCAAGAAGGGAAGCUCCGAUUUGGGGUUGGAACUCCUCUUCUGCAUUAUAAAAGCGCAUAUUAAGAAUUGUGCCGAGUAUGUUACCACUCUGGUUCGUAAAUGGGGAGAUAAAAUGGAGAAGCUUAACGGAGGAGAUUUCUUCACUUAUUACAGUGAACAAUUCGAUUCGGGAAGCACCUCCGAUUCAGAUAAAGCGACAAGUGGGCUAACCGUGGAUCUAAGAAUUGAGGAGGAGAAUAUUGUGAAGUCUUUAGUGUACACCUCGACCAAAAUGAAAUUGUCAUCCUUGGGAAACCUGUUUGAUAAACUCCUAGCGUCAUUCGAGCAGCCAAAUUUUGAAUCCAACCCGAGUUCCCUCUUGGAUAACUACAAAACUGUGUACGAGAGGAGGAUAUAUUUCCUUUACUUCUACCGGCUUUAUCAAAAUUUUGGUUCCGUGUUGAGUGAGAAGAAUAAGAACCUUUUCGACCUCCUGAACAAUAUCAAAUUUGUGCUACUUGCGUGCCAUCGGAAUUGUUGCCACUUCGGUUCCUCCGCUGCGAGGGGGGCCAUCAUGGGCGAUGCUUCUAACCCGGCGUGCGAAGCUACCCAUGAAGACGCUCUCCAACGGAAUCCUAAUUACAACAUCGAAUAUACUACCACUGUCGAAGGAACGAAACGAAGAAAGGUAAAAAACGUGGCCAUCAGGAGCACUUGGUAUUGGUUUGAUCUUGGUUAUUGCACUCUCCUAUGUCUGUAUGAAAUUCUAAAAAAUGAAAAAAAAAAUCAAAAAAAUUUCACCCCAAUAUAUUACCAAACCUGUUUCGAUUACGUUAUAAACUGUUUCGAUAUUUUCGCAUACCUUCCAAGAGUACACGCAAAUGAUGACUUUAAAGACUGCAUCAAUGAAGACGUCAUACGAUAUAGCGAACAUUUGGACAUCAAAAUGGUCUCUGUUACCCUCCUCGACAUUUUAAAGCUAAUCCUCUUUGAGCUCUACUCCUUAUAUAUAAAUGACCCGGAAAAAAUACAAAUCAUGACCAUGAGACUUUCCUUAAAGAAUGAAAAUAACAACACCAGCUGUAAUGUUACCCUCUCCAUAAUACUGACGUUGAAAUAUAUUUACGACACUAUUGGGUAUAGGGAAUUACUCUUCGCCGUCACCGAUUUGUAUCAGCUAUUUUCAGAACUGAAUGACCAUCCUGAUGACGAAAUUGAAUUUGUCACCAAGGAGUGGUUCGCUUCGAUAAGUAAAUUCUCGGCUGACGGGUGA